This is a messenger RNA of Leptopilina heterotoma, 1168 nucleotides long. RefSeq names its product ADP-ribosylation factor-like protein 6 (gene Arl6). The coding region runs from base 301 to 870 and encodes 189 amino acids. Gene Ontology annotation, biological process: vesicle-mediated transport; intracellular protein transport; protein localization to cilium. NCBI's taxonomy places the organism in Eukaryota, Metazoa, Arthropoda, Insecta, Hymenoptera, Figitidae. Gene Ontology annotation, molecular function: GTP binding; GTPase activity. Gene Ontology annotation, cellular component: cytoplasm; axoneme. The record is from RefSeq and is a predicted model, not a curated record. The transcript has 3 exons.
UAAAAAAAACAAGUUUUUUAAUAUUAAAAAUAAAGUACGAUUAUAAAUACCAUCGUAUUUAUAAUAUAACAUAACAAAAUGGAAAGUAUUUCCAAUUUUAAAAAAAAGUGAGGUUAUAAAAAUCAAGGUCAGGUGCGUCAGGUGAUUAUAUAUUAUUAUUAUGUGUAUAGAGGGUGGGAUUUUACCGAUUUUUACCACCUCCUCAAUGCAGUGAAUUAACCCCGCACAACAAAUAUGUGAUUAUUGACUUUUCGAACUCUCUCACUCAGUAGUUAACCAGAAAGGCUCUGGAAAAAAAAAAUGGGUUUAUUUGAUCGUCUAGCCAAUCUUUUAGGACUGAGGAGAAAAGAAGUAAACGUUUUGGUAGUUGGACUGAAUAACAGUGGUAAGUCAACGGUCAUAAAUCAUUUCAAACGCGAGGAAGACCGUUGUCUAGACAUAGUACCCACUGUCGGUUUUAAUGUCGAAAAAUUCGCAUUUAAAAAUGUCAGUUUCACAGCAUUUGAUAUGUCCGGCCAUGAUCGAUAUCGAUCUCUAUGGGAACAUUAUUAUAAAGAUUGUCAUGGAAUAAUAUUUUUAAUAGACAGUACUGAUAAAUUAAGAUUGGUAGUUGUAAAAGAGGAACUGGACAUGUUGCUACAGCAUCCGGACGUUGAAGGACGAAAAAUUCCAAUACUAUUUUUAGCGAAUAAAAUGGAUUUACCCGAUUCUCUCACAACGGUAAAACUUGUCUCUGGUCUUGGAUUAGAAAAAAUACACAAUAAACCUUGGCACAUAAGAGCAACUAAUGCAGUUACUGGAGAAGGAUUACAACCAGCAAUAGAAUGGCUAACUGAUCAAAUAAGAGAUAUUUAUAUUAAUAAGAGGUAGCCUUCCAUAAAUGUGCAAUUAAUUUUUUUUUCGAGAAGUAUCAACUUCACUAUUUAAAUUAUGAUAAAAAAUUUUCUCGAGUGAGCACAAUAAUACUGAGUUUAUAUAAAUAGAUUUAUAUUUUCAGUAUAACAUAUACACUCAAUCCGUCCAUUUACAAUACAAUCAUAUAAAAUUAUGUACAGAAAAUUCUGUAUUUAUAAUAAUAAUUUAACUUUAGAGAAUAAUAUUUAUUUAUUAUUGUAUUUUCAAGCAUUUGAAACAUUAUUGUUCCAUUAAAAGAUAUUUAAAAACGUAA